AUGAGGCAAUCGAAAAAAAGGAAGGUUGCGAAUGAAAUGGAAAUUGGCAAUGGAAGUGAGGAUAAUGAUCAUGGAGUAGGUAACAAUGGAUUCCAUUACGAUGAUGAUGAUGAUGAUGAUGAUGAUGAUGAUGAUGAUGAUGAUGAUGAUGAUGAUGAUGAUGAUGAUGAUGAUGAUGUUGACGAUGCAUUGUCUAUGCAUGAUGAGCCAAGUGAAGAGCAGUGCGAUGAUGAAAACACUACAGAAAGAAGCAAUGAUGAAUCUGGACACGAAAGUAAUUUUCUAGAUAUUCCUUUCUUCAAACUCCCGUGGUUACAACAGGUCAAGCUUGAAUCUCCACAGAGCCCAUUUGACGUUCUGGCAAGUAGCUUCAUUGCUCUCAAACAUACCUUAUUGAAGCCUCACUGGUUUCAGUUGUUCUACCGUGAAACUGAAGAGAGCAAGGCUUAUGAAGAUAUUGGAAUAUUCCACUAG
This is a messenger RNA of Cylindrotheca closterium, 474 nucleotides long. The record is from the annotation of a GenBank genome assembly. NCBI's taxonomy places the organism in Eukaryota, Bacillariophyta, Bacillariophyceae, Bacillariales, Bacillariaceae.